Molecule: messenger RNA, 1503 nt
Organism: Ambispora gerdemannii
Lineage: Eukaryota; Fungi; Glomeromycota; Glomeromycetes; Archaeosporales; Ambisporaceae
Source: the annotation of a GenBank genome assembly
AUGACUACUGAUCUUUCAAGAACGGCCGAUGACUUUGGAGAUGGUGGUGCAUUUCCAGAAAUUCAUAUUGCACAGUAUCCAUUGGAUAUGGGACGUAAAAAAACGGCCACAAGUGGAGGCGCAUUAUCAUUACAAGUUGAUGCAGAAGGGAAUAUUCGUUACGAUGCAAUUGCCAGACAAGGGCAUAAUGAAGAUCGUAUAAUUCAUUCACAAUUUAAGGACUUGGUUCCGUUAAAUCAAAAAACCGAUAUAGAAAAGGUGUCAUUUGAAAGACCCGACGAAGAAGAAGUUAAAGAAACAACAGAGAAAACAAGAGAAGCAUUAGAAAAAAUUGUGCAAGGCAAAAUUAAAGCAGCACAACCGAAAAAUGUGAAAUCCGAUCAACCAUCAGAGCCCACAUAUAUAAGAUAUACACCGGGACAACAGGGAGAAGCUUAUAAUUCUGGUGCAAAACAAAGAAUUAUUAGAAUGGUAGAUAUGCCAGUUGAUCCAAUGGAACCACCUAAAUUUAAACAUAAAAAAAUUCCUAGAGGUCCUCCGUCUCCACCUGCCCCUGUACUUCAUUCCCCUCCACAUAAAAUAUCCGCACAAGAACAAAAAGAAUGGGUAAUUCCACCUUGCAUUUCUAACUGGAAAAACGCCAAAGGUUUUACCAUUCCUCUUGAUAAACGUUUGGCUGCAGAUGGUCGAGCACUUUUUGCAGCUGAUCGACACGCACGUGAAGAAGUGAGGCAACGAUCACUAAUGCGAGAAAAACUCGCUCAAAAAGACAAAGAAGAAAAAGAAAAAAGAUUGCGCAUGUUGGCACAAAAAGCUCGAGAAGAAAGAGCUGGGAUAUCAACAACAGCAGCAACAGGAACAGGGAAGUCUUCUAAACCUGACGAAGACGAAUUUUCAUCUGAAGAAACAGAUGAUGAUGUUUCAAAAUUAAAAGAGCGUGAAGAAUUAAGGAGGGAUCGAAGAAGAGAACGUGAACGUGACUAUAGAUUAUCGAGAAUGGGAGCAGAACAAAAGGCAAAAUAUCUCGCAAGAGAACAAAAUCGCGAUAUUUCUGAAAAAAUUGCGUUGGGCCUUGCUAAACCUACCGUCAGUAAAGAAAGCAUGUACGACUCGAGGUUAUUCAAUCAAAGUGAAGGACUUUCUUCUGGAUUUAAAGAUGAUGAAGCAUAUGAUUUAUAUGACAAACCAUUAUUUGCAAGUUCGGCAGUCUCAAAUAUUUAUAAUCCUAAAAAGAAUUAUGAUCCCGACAUGUUUGGCGGAGGAGAUGAACAAGAAAUUGUUCAAAAAUUGAGUACCGAAAACAGAUUUGGACUUACUUCAAAAGGAUUCUCGGGAGCAGAUCCAAAUCAGGCACGAGAUGGUCCAGUUGAAUUUGAAAAAGAAAGUUCCGAUCCAUUUGGUUUUACUCAAUUCUUAGCUGCAGCUAAACAAGGAACUAAACGUGGCCUCGAAAAUGUUGGGGAAGGCAGUAGUGGUCAUAAAGGAAAGCGUGCCAAGGAAUAA